AUGUCUUCUAUCAAAGAGCUCAGUGAAAGAAUCGCUAGAAACUCAGCUAUUGUUGAGAAAUGGUUGGCUGGCAAGAAUGUCAAAGUAUCUUUCGAUCAAGAUGCGGAGGAUGGAUUUCCUGACACUGAUGGGGAACCUGAGAUUGAAGCAGCACGGAUGGCGGUUAUAGAUGACACGAGUGCGCUUCACGACUUGUUUCUUGGUCCACGAGAGGUUCUGGCUCGGAUUUGGGGUGCUGCCCUUAAUAAUGCAGCUCAACAGGUCAUCUAUCACUUCAACAUUCUCCCUGCAAUUCCACUAGAUGGCGGAGCUACUUAUGCAGAAAUAUCGACAAAGGAUCCUAGCCAGAGUCAAAAGCACGUUAUAACGGGAUAUCCGUGGGCAGAGCUUGGAGAGGCUACUGUUGUCGAUGUUGGUGGCUCAUCCGGGUUCUUGAGUGUGGAACUCGCAAAAAAAUACCCGGAGCUUAAUUUUGUGGUAGAAGACUACAAAAAGAAUGUGGAGCAAGGAGCUGCACAGUUGUCAUCCGAAUUGACCAACCGAGUAAAGUUUCUACAGCAUAACUUCUUUGAUCCCCAGCCGGUAACGGGCGCCGAAGUCUAUGUUUUGCGACAUAUCUGUCACGAUUGGUCGCAUGAGAAUAGUGUCAAAAUCAUUCGUCAAAUUGUACCGGCUAUGAAGCCCGGAAGCAAGAUUCUGCUGGUCGAAAUUGUCGUUUCGCCAUCGAACAGAUCAAUGUCGAGUAUUGCUGAACGAUACCUGCGCUAUAUGCUGAAUGCACAGGAGCGAAGCGAAUCUGAGUGGAGGGAGAUCAUCAACGAGGCAGAUUCCAAUCUUGAGUUGACACGCAUUCUCGUAAGUCUUUCGUCGCAAUUACAUUCCGUAAUCGGAUUUAAAAACAUAAAUAAUAGACAGUAUUGA
This is a messenger RNA of Botrytis sinoallii, 921 nucleotides long. RefSeq lists its product as uncharacterized. The coding region runs from base 1 to 921 and encodes 306 amino acids. The transcript is spliced from 5 exons. The record is from RefSeq and is a predicted model, not a curated record. Lineage: Eukaryota; Fungi; Ascomycota; Leotiomycetes; Helotiales; Sclerotiniaceae. Gene Ontology annotation, molecular function: O-methyltransferase activity.